AUGGCAAAAGUGCUGCCGGAUGACCCGACAUCGCGACAUUUAGUCGCAUUCGUUGGCGAUGGACCGAUGGGCAUCACACGCUGGCGACCUGCCACCGAGGAAAGCGGUCAAGUCGCUAUCAUUGAGUACUUGGGCAUCGUCGGUAAUAAGCGGCGGCAGGGCUAUGCAAAGCGUUUCCUCCGUGUAGUCAUAAAGGACAUUGAAGCUAUGUACGCGCAGCAGCCGACGCACCCGCAGUCGCUAAUCGCAUAUGUACCUCAGUAUGACACUUUCGCAGGUGUGAGGUUGUUUCAGUCAUUAGGCUUUCAGCCGACUCCGAAGGAGGAGAUGGCGUAUGACAGCUCCUUGUUACGGAUGCGGAUAGCAUGGAUGCAGCCGCUUCUAGACUAUCAACCGCGAGCGAAGGAUUAA
Molecule: messenger RNA, 411 nt
Organism: Peronospora farinosa
Lineage: Eukaryota; Oomycota; Peronosporomycetes; Peronosporales; Peronosporaceae
Source: the annotation of a GenBank genome assembly